This is a messenger RNA of Sinocyclocheilus anshuiensis, 4126 nucleotides long. It is a transcript of the gene mms22l, whose product is annotated as MMS22-like, DNA repair protein. Gene Ontology annotation, cellular component: nuclear replication fork. The record is from RefSeq and is a predicted model, not a curated record. Gene Ontology annotation, biological process: replication fork processing; double-strand break repair via homologous recombination. The transcript is spliced from 25 exons. Lineage: Eukaryota; Metazoa; Chordata; Actinopteri; Cypriniformes; Cyprinidae. The coding region runs from base 56 to 3841 and encodes 1261 amino acids.
UGUUCUUGCGCUUGCGCAGUGUUGCUGUGACUGUAGCGCGGGAGUGCAGUGAUACAUGGUCGUUCAUAGACGCAGUAGUUGUCAACAAGUGUUGAAUGGUCUAUUCCAUCCUGUUGACAUGGAGGGGGAGUUCUCGCAGUCCCUCACCCCACCUGUAUCCCCAUCUGCUCUGGAUCAUUAUGGUGAAUCUGCUCCCAGUCGGCCUCCAUGCUUCACCUGUGCUUAUGAACCAGGUAGAGAAGAGACAGGACGACUGUCAUCAAAUGGCUACAUCAGCAGAGGAGCCCUGAAGAGGUUGCUGUUGAAGCUCGAUCCAGCUCCUGUGGAUUUUGAGGGGGACACGGUUGAUAUUUUUGACUUCCCAUGGGUGACAGAAACAGCGCUGGUAGAAUCGACCAAACUUCUGUUUGGCUUGUUCAGACAAAAGGUGUUAAAACUGGAGACGCUGGUGCAGUCCAGCUCACAUGAUUUUGGUCAAGCGAGCAGUCUUCAUUAUGAGGCAGAGGAACUGAGACAGCAGUGUGUGCUGUUCCUCAGCUAUAUCAAGGUCUUCAUUUACAGGUUUUUGGAGCCCUCACAAUCCCUAGAUGAAGGUCCUGUUCAUCCCUUUAAAGACGCAGAGGCUCAACUGCCCUCAGUCUUGGUGGAGGAGCUCUUCAGUAUCACACAGCUUAUUGGACGAAUCAAAAAUCUGCCAGCCAACGUCCAGAGUGCUCUUACGAUUCAGCAUCAGGGAAAGCUCUUUCCUCCAUCUUGGCAAUUAUUGCAUCUGCACCUGGACAUCCACUGGUCUGUUCUGGAGAUCUUGCAUCUGUUGGAGCAAAGGAUGAUGGGUCAGGUAGUUUAUGCGCACCAGUUCGUGAAUUUGACAGGCGAGACGCUCACAAACAUCAGUCUGUUUGAGGACCAGGUCAACAACCUGCUCUGUGAUCUCAUUGGCCUGGCCAUGAACAAAUAUAAUAAGGUGAGACCAACAGAGACUUUGAACAGCCAUCACUGUCACUGCCUCUGCACAAAGGAAUUAUGGAUUCUACUCAUACAUUUACUGGAGCACAGGAGCAAAACCAUACACACUCAGUCUUUUUGGAGUUACGUAAAUGCCCUGCUGCAGACUGUCCUGGAGGGGACGCCUUCAGGAGACCGUGACCCAGGUCUCCCCAUGCACUGUAAAGACCCUGACGGCUUCACCUGGUGGUUGCUCACACACCUGGCCCAGAUUGGGAUGCACAACCGGAACGGCACUGCUCAACAGGAGAAACAACUUGAGGAUAAUUGGAGCUUUGUGAUGGGGCUGCUGAAGUCUAGCUGUGAUCCAAAGAAAGCUGCACAGGAAGAACAGAUACGAAUGAUUGUCCACUGCUGCCUCAGCCUCAGCUUGAUGUGGGGCCCAAAUGUCAGUGUUGUCACAACGCUAUGGGAGUAUUACAGCAAAAAUCUAAACAGCUCUUUCACCGUGCCCUGGUUAGGUGUGUCAGGGCUGGGCAGUAUCAGCAGGACUCCCCUCUGUCUGUUGCAGCAGGCUAAGAGCUGCUGUAGCCCUGCAUCUGUCGGCUCCAACUCUCACACGCAGCUCUACCGCUCAACCAACUCCUUCCAUAUCUUCCUGCGUAUUCUGGCCCUUCACCUGAGCCAGGAACAUGCUGGCGGCGCCCCCUGGAGACAGAUCAAGGGCAGACUCUACUCAAAGUUCCACCAGAGGCGAAUGACGGAGCUCUCUGACACAGGCCUGCUGCACUUCCUGCUGCUUUUCCUGGUCCUGGCGCAGUGUGCGGAGCUGGAGGACGUGUCCAGCCGAGCGUGCGACUUACUCGCCAUGCUGCCCGCUGACUCCACACCCCCGGCCCUGCGCGCGCUGCAGUGGAGGGGCCAGCUGGCUCUCGUGCUGCUGUAUUUGGAGAAGGGACUGGAUGCUGGCGCACUGGCGGAGCAGUUGGCCACCUACUUCAGCCAAGCGGCCCGCGAGUUCUACCUGAAGACCACCGAGCCUUCGCGCAAGCUAGCUCUCUGGGCGCCACUUAGCUCGUACCUUGAGGGGGUGAGCGAGGUGUUCGAGACGAGUCCUAAUCUUACGAUGUCAGAGGAGAGGCUUCUGAACGGGGGCUUUGGACUGCUGCUGCCUGCCUGCCGUCAGUCUGAGCUCAGCUCCGCUUUGGGCUUCCUGCAGACAGUGCUGGCACAAUUACGGAGAGUUCACCAGCGCUGUGGCCAGCCGUCUCACUCUGUCGACUCUCUCAGUUGGGUUCCUCUCCCCAGCGUGGCUAAAGAGCGCCACCAAGCGGUGGCAGCGGCGCUCUGGUCCCACUUCUUCCCCUUCCUUUGCAGCAUGAGGCUUUCCCAGACCCCCCCGCCACAGCUCGCGGACGCCGCAGCAGGCUUCACACUGUUGGCAUUAGACAUGCCUGGCUCUGCCCCUCAAAACCUACAGCCCCACCCCAUCCAGUCCAUUAUGCAAAGCUUCGGCUGGGAUGAAAUGCUCCACCCCCUGCUGGUAACCCACUAUCUAAAUCACCUGUUGCAAAAUGGAGAGCAGGUCAGUUGGGUCAGCUCUGGGCCAGGUUCAGGUUCGGCCCAGGCUUUAUGUGUGCGUGCCUGGAUCCGCUGUGUUCUACAACAGUACCUCCAUAAAAGCCAAGAUGCCCCAGAUGCAAGAGCAGGCAGAAAUCUGGAUGAACAGCUGGCCGAGUUAACCAGACAGGUUCUCCGACUUCCAGAAGUGGAGUCCGUGCUGCAGAGAGCAGGCCUACAUCCUGCUGCUGCCAAAGAUCCCAAACCUGCAAUGGCUGUGUUCAUCAAGGCUGUGGGUCGAUCAUACUGUGAGCUCCAGCUCCUCUCUGAGCGUUCUUCAGCGGUGUCCCGAGCACUGGAGUAUGUAGGAGACAUCCUCAAAUAUAUCAAGCCUUACCUGCUAAACAAGAGCCGGGAGGGUCUACAGCUGGCAUACUGGACUGUAGGCUGCUUGGUCAAGCACUGGAGCCACCUGUUGGCCACUUCUAAAGCUCAGCAACUGCUCUUCCGCAUUGUAGAUGUGCUGUUACUGUCCCACGCUCUUCUCCAACAGGACAGUGGAGCACACACUCAAAUGCUGUCAGCCCUCAAAGAAAGCCUGCCUCUGUUCCUGCAGGGUUUGUCAGUGGCGGUGAGUGUGUCCCAAUCUCAGGGGGCGUACCUAAAGCAGCAGCUGCACAGUGUCAUUUCCCAGUACCUGAGCCGCUUUCUCCCAUCCACACCCUCUACUGGAGCGGUGGUCAAUCAUCCUGUCCUGCUGGCAGCCUGCGAAUCAACACCCACCCCGCAGGGGGAAAGACUCAGGAGGAGCAUUCUGCAUGUGCUGAGAGAGAACUUCCUCCAGUUUAAAGGUCUCGCUCCUCCCCCUCGACUCGCUGCUGUUCUCUCUUUCCUGUUGGAACUCCUGAAAAGGAACAAUGACAGAGAUCCUGCUUUACUCACAGUUCCACUUCCUUUGGUGAUGCGCUGUCUGAUGCUGGUCAACGAACCACAAGUAAAGAGGCUGAGCACAGAGGUUACGCAGCUUAUUGUGGAGCGGUGCACUGCUGCAGUAGGAGAGCAGCCAUGUGAACACACCACUACUAUUCUACAGGCCUUCGUGGAAGAGAAUGAAGGUGUAUACGACCAGCAAGUGUAUAAUGUUCUAGAAGUUGUCGCUGUCCUUCACCCCUUCACAGUGACAGCUCUUAUUCCCUUUCUGUCACUGAACCUUAGAAAGACAGAAUGCAAGAGAGGUCUGGGAAAAAAUACCUCACUCAGGAAUGGCUAUAGGAGGCUGCUGGCCCUGCUUGGAGACAGUGGACAGGCUGAGAUGAUUAGUUUAGAAGAAGACUGACUUGCAUCAACUGCCUGCCUGCAUCAACUCUCACUACUCUUAUGUAAACAGUGUACAUGGUGUAGACUUGAUAGUGAAUCCAUGUGUGGAUAUUGUGAAUAAACUUUGUUUGAAUACCCUGUGUUCUGUGAUUUGUUGCUGGCUUCUGGAAUCAAGCUAUGUUGGUAGUGUGUUAAGGGAUACCCCAUAAGGCCCCAAUACUAAAUACUAAAAAUGUUGAUAGUCAUUAGUCCCAGUUUUAUACGUAAACCCUCUUAAACCUUUAAAGUGCACCAUAUGUUUUCU